This is a messenger RNA of Tribolium madens (black flour beetle), 2707 nucleotides long. RefSeq lists its product as uncharacterized. Bases 967 to 1626 code for a protein of 219 amino acids. The transcript has 5 exons. The record is from RefSeq and is a predicted model, not a curated record. Lineage: Eukaryota; Metazoa; Arthropoda; Insecta; Coleoptera; Tenebrionidae.
AAAAAUAUUACUUUUUUAAAAGGGGAAAAUGCAUCUUGAGUGGAUUUUGGGUACAUUAACAUUUUACCUGUUGCUAGUCUUCCAUUUCCACAAGAAAAAUUCAACAAAGUCUCAAACCAAUCAUCAACUUCUCGAUUAAACACAUAAACAACAAAAACUUCCUUUAGAAAAAUUGGACAAAAAACAAACGUGGCAGCAAUAUAGAAAUGCUUGAAGUAUGAUUUUGGAACUUCCACACUUUGUACCAAGAGUAAUUUUUCGUCAGAAGCAAAUUUCCCAUAUCUGAAGGUUUUUUUGAUAAAAGCCGGCAAGUAUGGCUCAAAAAAAUUUAUCAAAACACCCAAUAUCACUAAAGACGAUGUUAUGAUCACAAAAAAUAAUUUACAGAGGUUAACGUUGAAAACUAGGUUCAUGUUGUACAGUCACUGAGCAAGUGGAGAUAAAGUAGGUGAUAGAAAGUGGAAGAUGGAGAAGAAACAACAAAAAUGGGUUUUGAAAAAAAUAACGAAUAAUUAAUAAUUAUCUAGGAAUGAAGGAAAUUCAAUAAUAAAAUAGUUACUUUUUUCCAUAUGUAUUUUAAGUACAAAAAAGCAAUGAAUUCAAAGAAUCAAAAAACUGUGCCAUCUUUAGGUUAGUACUUUCUAGGUUAGAUUUUUCUGUCAAAUAUCAACUGCACAUGCCCUUGUUUCCUAAUCAUAUUUUCAUUACUUCAAUUCAAUCUGACUGAUUUUAAAUAAAAUAAAUGUUUUCCAAUUUUUGCUUGUAUCUAUCUUUGUGGACAGUGGGCAUACGCCCCCUUCACCUGGACUUCUCCCUUCUCCCGAGACGUUCCAUAAAAAUAUUUGAUCAGGUGACUGAUGAGUAACUAUAAUGUUAUGUGUCACGUAAAAUAUGAGUGUGAUUAUGAUUCGAUAAGUAUACUUUCAAUGCUGUGAUAAUAUAUUUUAAUGUUUAUCGAAUUAUAUUAUGGCUGAAUAUCCUCAUAAAAGAACUCCUCGUCCAAACCAGACCCGCUCUGGCCAAAACCGCUUCUAUCCACAUUUAGGAGUAACAGAUUUGAGAGAAAUCAUUGACCGUAAACGUGGUGAAAAAGGAGAAGACGAUUUUCUUGGUGAUUCCUCACGAGUUUCAAAAGGAAGUCAUCCUCAAAGUACCAAAGAACCGCCUAACAAGGGUAUCACAAGUUCGCCUUAUAAUAAGAAAAACUUGAAUAAAAACAAAGAAGAUUACAGGAGACCUCCUACCAAUCAGUCAAAACAAAACAAAGACAUUGAGAAUCCUCUAAACAUUAAAGUUGAGUUUUCUACUUUGACGGGAGAACAUUCGUAUCAAUUGGAUGAAAACACUGUUUUGCCGACUAUAAAACAUGUGCCGGAUCAAAGAUAUGGUUACAGAGGCAGGGGCCGAGGGAGAGGUCGCGGCUCUCAGAGACAAGUGAGAAGUAGGAAAACAAAUGAGGUUUCAGGUUCUAGUAUCCCUACUGAUGUCAAUGUUACAAUACCUAACAAAACUGAUGAAAACUGGGAUGAACCGAUUGAUAAUGUACCGCCAUGUGAAAAGGAAGCAGAAGCACAUGAAGAUGAAAACCUAGAGAUGAUGAAAAAUAUGAAAAUUAAUGAGGAAUAAUAAAAACGUAUACAAUUUCCAAUUGUAUAAAGUGAGACACGAGUAAAAGGUAGAGUUAUUGAAAACGUAUAUCGCACACUUUAAACAAAUGGCAUUUAUAAUUUGUUAAGCAUUUUACAUUUUAUUUUAAAUGAACUUGUUUGUUACAUUUAGUUUUUCUCUUGUUUCUAUUAAUUGUGGAUUCUAAUUUUGUUUAUUUAUAUUAUUUAUUGUAAUGAAAAUGAAGCAAAUAAUCUUUUUGGCCUCCUGACAUGUAAAUGUCAAAUUAACGUACAAUUGACACCUAUUGAAAGACUGUAUUUACAGUCGCCUGAGCAUUUUACGCACAGACGAGUGUAAAGUGACAGUUUUACCGCACUGCCAAAAUUAUCUUCAUAGACUUUUAUAAAAAAAAACUGUUUGUAAGAUGAUAACAUUUUUAAUAAAACGCUCUACACACAACCUUUCAAUCUUAGAACUCUUUUUUCUUCACACCACUUUAUAAUUAUAAACACAUUGUACUGGGCUUCAUACCUUGCUCGCGAUUUUUCGGGCAAUAGCUCGGUUGUAACAUUUCCUGCAGCACUUCUGAUUUCUGGUGGGGUACACAUGGGGCUAUUAUCGCUCGACAUUUUGAAGCAUAAAUUCACCAACAAGACAACAAUAACAAAACUUUGUGUCUGAGACGUUUUUGCGUCUUUUUUAAUUGUUUGACAUUAGAGUGCAUAGCCACCGUGAUAUUUAAUGUCAAACGUAUUUACUUGUAUUAAUUCUGAAUUUUGUAGAUUUUUGUUUAAACGUCGGCCAAAAAGCUUAAUACAAAUCUUGUGCGUUAACCAUUUUACAGUGCUCAAUUAUUAAAGCACUCCGCUGCGCGUCGUGCUUCAAAUUCAUUUCGCACUGUAAAAUGUAAGUUACCGCACACGAAUGUAAAUAACUAUUAUGAUCCACCAUUUAAAACCGUUUUACUCUACAGUGGUUGUGAAUAUAACAAUAAUUAAUUAAAUAAUGUUUUGUGUUUUAUUUAUACUUAGAAUUUGUACAUGUAUUUGAUGCAAAACAAAUUAAUAAAGACAACUUAUUUUGAUUUUAGUUGUUCAAA